Molecule: messenger RNA, 474 nt
Organism: Lutra lutra (Eurasian river otter)
Lineage: Eukaryota; Metazoa; Chordata; Mammalia; Carnivora; Mustelidae
Product: cytochrome c oxidase subunit 7C, mitochondrial
Exons: 3
Coding region: 146-337 (63 amino acids)
Biological process (GO): mitochondrial electron transport, cytochrome c to oxygen
Source: RefSeq, a predicted model, not a curated record
UUUCUGCGGUCGCUCCCCAUUUCCCAUCUUCCCUUUCGGCUCCUACGCGCCGAGGAACAAGGUCGUGAAAAGAGGAGGACUUCGUGGUGCUGCCGUUUGUACCGUCUUAGGGCUCUGCGCUUUUCGCAAAACCUCCAACGGCCUUAUGUUGGGACAGAGCAUCCGGAGGUUUACAACCUCUGUGGUCCGUAGGAGCCACUAUGAGGAGGGCCCAGGAAAGAAUUUGCCAUUUUCAGUGGAAAACAAGUGGCGAUUACUAGUUAUGAUGACUUUGUACUUUGGAUCUGGAUUUGCUGCACCUUUUUUUAUAGUAAGACAUCAACUGCUUAAGAAGUAAGGAUGUUUUACUUGAUCGAUCAAACAGAUGUGGAAAGGAACAUUUUAAGAGGUGCAGUCUCUUUGAAAAAUGGAUCAAACUCUUGAAUUCAACAUACUCAAUAUGUUUGUAAAUAAACUUAUGGCAUGACUCCUUAA